AUGCGACAUCGCAAAUGCGAAGAGGCCUGGAUUCCUCAGGUUUCGCAAAUGCGAAUCCUUGUUCGCAAAUGCGAAGAAUUUGACCUAACAGAUAAUGAGUUGAAAAACCGUUGCUUGCAAAAGUUGGAAAACUUCUUAAAAGGUUAUGGAAGAAGUUUUCAGGAUUUUCUAACAAUGCCAGCGCAUGUUUAUAAAGAGGAAGAAGUUGACAUCAGUAACAGAUUAAUUCGAGAUGAAUUGUGUUGUAAUAGACGCGAUUUAGCGGAGGAACAUGAAGAGUUAGUAAAGAAUUUGACAGAUGAGCAAAAUUGUAUUUAUAAAAGAAUAAUAACAGCAGUGAAUGAAGACAAAGGUGAAUUUUUCUUUUUAUAUGGUUUUGGAGGAACAUGCAAGACUUUUAUUUGGAGGACUGUUUCUUUUGCCAUAAGAUCUAAAGGAGAUAUUGUGCUAACUGUUGCAUCUAGCGAGAUUGCAUCUCUUUUGUUACCAGGUGGUCUAACAGCUCAUUCAAGAUUUGUAAUUCCACUCAAUCUUACUGAAUAUUCAACAUGUAAUAUCAAGCAAAGUUCUCUGUUAGCAAAUUCGAUUGUCAAGGCAAAGUCGAUUAUUUGGGAUGAGGCACCCAUGAUGCAUAGAUAUUGUUUUGACGUUCUUGAUAGAACUCUAAGAGGUAUUCUUAGAUUCAAAGAUGCAUCCAACUUAGGACGUCCAUUUGGAGGUAAAAUAGUUAUUCUUGGCGGUGACUUCAUACAAAUAUUACAUGUCAUUCCAAAAGGUACUAGGCAAGGUAUUGUUAAUGCUUCUCUCUAUUCUUCUUAUUUAUGGUCUCAUUGUCAACUCUUAACGCUAACAAAGAAUAUGAGAUUGCAAAGUCAUGAAAUAGGGCCCCAAAUGCAAGAGUUGAAAGUUUUCUCAGAUUGGAUUUUGGCAAUUGGUGAUGGUAUGAUUGAUAAUCAGUUGAUGGAUACCUCCAACAAAAAAGUCAUUCUUGCUCCAACUCUUGAUAUGGUAGAAUCAAUCAACAAAUAUAUGAUUUCACUCAAUCAUAUUCCUGAGAAAUCAUAUUUGAGUUCCGAUACAAUUUGCAGCUCUGAUCAAACAUAUUCAGCAUUGAAACAUGUACACACACCAGAAAUUUUGAAUACUAUUAAAUGUUCUGGAGUUCCAAAUCAUGCUCUUACUCUAGAGGUAGGUGUUCCGAUGAUGUUAUUAAGAAAUAUUGACCAAUCAGCAGGACUGUGUAAUGGAACAAAGUUGAUCAUAACUAAACUUGGAAAUCAAGUUAUUGAAGCCAAGGUUUUAUCAGGACAUAUGGCUGGACAGAAAGUGGUUAUCCCAAGAAUGACAUUGACUCCAUCUGAUGCUAGAAUUCUAUUUAAGAUCCAACGAAGACAAUUUUCAAUCACCGCAUCUUUUGCCAUGACAAUCAAUAAAAGUCAAGGACAGUCAUUGUCUCAUGUGGGAUUAUUUUUGAAGAAACCUCUAUUUACCCAUGGACAACUAUAUGCUGCUCUUUCCGGGGAUCCAAAUACAAAGAGUGUAGCAUCUGAACUACCUACAUCUACUCCUGAUGAAUCAAAUAUUCUUCCUAUUGAAACUACAGAUGUUUUAGCAACACCAGCAACAGAAGAGCAAGUUGAGAUUGCAUCCAUAUCUGGAGUGUUGGUUGCUAGAUUGGAGCAGCCUAAUGAACCUAAUGAAGUAGGUGACCCAGAUGUGCCUGCAUCUACUUCCAGUGAGUCAGUUAUUCUUCUUAUUGAAAUUUCAAAUGUUUUAACAACGGCAACAACGGAGGAGCAAGUUGAGAUCGCUUCCACUGCUGAAGCAUUGGUUGCUAAAUCCAAACAGCCUAAUGAAGUAGGUGAUUUAGGUGGUAUUUCAAAGGAAAUUGGAGCAUUGGUUGCUGCAUCCAAGGAGUCUAAUGAUGUAGGUGAUUUAGGUGGUAGUUCAGAGGAAAUUGGAGCUUUGGUUUCUACAUUCAAACAACCUAAUGAAGAAGGAUUUUAA
Molecule: messenger RNA, 2007 nt
Organism: Nicotiana tabacum (common tobacco)
Lineage: Eukaryota; Viridiplantae; Streptophyta; Magnoliopsida; Solanales; Solanaceae
Source: RefSeq, a predicted model, not a curated record